This is a messenger RNA of Juglans microcarpa x Juglans regia, 1541 nucleotides long. RefSeq lists its product as uncharacterized. Bases 368 to 1261 code for a protein of 297 amino acids. The transcript has 2 exons. Lineage: Eukaryota; Viridiplantae; Streptophyta; Magnoliopsida; Fagales; Juglandaceae. The record is from RefSeq and is a predicted model, not a curated record.
CUUUAAGCUGGUUGAACAGGAAAGGAGAAUUAUGCUGCAAGCUUGGCAAGCCCCACGUGUUACACCCUUUUCAAAAAGUGUUGGACACCCUCUCAAUUCCCAUUGGCUGACAUCGCGGGUCCCAUAUUUUUCCUUCCAGAUACGACUCUUCGAUAUCGGACCCACCGACAACACCACCCACCCAAUCAGGUGCUGCUACUGUUUCAGUGUUGCCCUAGACACGUGGUCUUCCCUAACCAAGCCACCCUUACCACUGCCGUUAUCAUUAUCGUUCUCAUCUCCGAGGGAGGGAGAGAGAGAGAGAGAGAGAGAGAGAGAGAGCCAGAGUGCAUGAGAAGGCACUAAACAAGGUAGAGCUAGGAGGGUGAUGGACGGUGGAUAUCGGUGGCACGUGGGAAGUAACGGUGCUGCUGGCGGACAGCAAGAUAAGACGAUAAUAAACCGAGUGAUGCUCGGAUUCCGACCGAUCGCACCGAAACCGGCCACCAGCGGAUCAGGUUUGCUGACGGACAACAAGAACCACCCUUUUGUUUCGAAAAGAAGGAAGAAGAGAAAGUACGUUAGGGUUCGCAAGAAUAAUGAUGGUCGUAGGAGAAAGAAAACGGUUCCCGAGGAAGAAUUUAUAGAUCAUGGGUUAGAUAGGACGGUUCUGACGCUGCCACUUUUGCCCGAGAGAGCUCAAAAUGAAGAUCUCGACGCCGGAGGCUCCCGGUCUAAGGUUGAUCCUCCAGCUCAUAAAGUCGCAGUCAAUAAUCAGGAUCUGGACCUACAAAUGUGGAUGAACGGCAACAAAUGGGUGUUCGGUAGCGUCGACUGCGGUGUCGGGUCAGAUCAUACGGUGGUGAUGCCACAGAUCAGCACGGUGGCUGAAUCGUGGGUGACUGUGGAGAGCGUGACAGACACGUGCAUGGAUGUACGUGAAUUAGGAUGUACGGACGCAGAGAGAAUCAAGAACCUGGAGAGGGACACCUGUCCGGGGUUUAUAUCAGAGGGCCUGGACAGGGUGCAGUGGGUCAACAAAGCGUAUAAGAGGAUGGUGAGCCAGGAGGGUGACGGACAGUCACGGGAGUGUACAGUGAGGUUGGUGGCAAAGGAGAAAUUGCCCAAUGUGUACCCGGCGUUCACGGGUCGAGUGAGACUGCAGCACACGUGGCGGAACAAGAAGUGUUCAAAGGUGAUGCCUUGUGAUGUGUGGAGGAUGAACUCGGGAGGGUUUGCAUGGAGGUUGGACGUGGAGGCUGCGCUCAGUUUGGGACUUUAGAAUAUAAAGAAAGUAACAAAGCAGAGAAGCAAGCUGCUAGCGAUAUCAGGGGGCCGGCUUUCUGUAUCUAGAGAAGAAGAUCGAGAUCUAGUACUACUACGCGAACAAGUGAGUCGUGUACGUAGAAAUAAGUGUACAUAUACUGCUGUAACUAACGUCGGAGAUCAAGCAGAUAACUUGUUUCUGGGCUUUUGCAAUUAGGCAGUACUGUGUUUCAAAUGUACGGAACCCGUAUUUAAUUUGGGUCAUGAGUCCAAAUUAUUAACUAAAUAAAUUGUAU